Crotalus tigris (Tiger rattlesnake) is the source of this 4024-nucleotide messenger RNA. RefSeq names its product lysosomal acid glucosylceramidase-like. Lineage: Eukaryota; Metazoa; Chordata; Lepidosauria; Squamata; Viperidae. Gene Ontology annotation, molecular function: glucosylceramidase activity. Gene Ontology annotation, biological process: glucosylceramide catabolic process. Bases 418 to 1989 code for a protein of 523 amino acids. The transcript is spliced from 12 exons. The record is from RefSeq and is a predicted model, not a curated record.
CAGCCCACGUGACCGCCGAUCAGCUGAUCUUCCCUUUUUGAACGGCUUGAGCUGCGACCUCCCUUGCGCUGCGAAGGCGCUAGUCCCUAGGAAAUCAGGGCGCGUUGAGUGUCGCCUGCUACGCUGAGCUGCAAAAAGCAACAGUUGCAUCCUGGCUGCCGAGGUGUAAGUGCGUCUUCAGGAGCUUUUACAAAACCCAGAAAUAUUUUUAAAACACCCCUGGCACACCACCCAGUCCUUGGAGGAUAGGACCGAAAUGGCGUUAAUUUCAGCGGAGAUAUAUAUAUAUUUAAUUUCAUCUUGUGCUUGAAUUGAUGAGAGACUGGGGUUUUUGUAGGUACGAAGAACCACCUGGGUGGAACCUCUCAUCUCCUAAUUUCUUGAUUUUGCAACCCAGCGUGAGACAUUGGUGGGAUUAUGGCAUCCGUGACAAGCUGGCUUCUCGCUUUGGUCUUCUUACUGGCUGUGGCCAAGACAGCAACGGGAAGCCGACCUUGUGUCCCGAAAUAUUUUGGUGACAAUGCUGUUGUGUGCAUUUGUAACAGCACGUAUUGCGACACGCAAGACCCCGUCUCUCUCCCCCCUUUGGGUCAGUUUGUGGUGUACGAAAGCAGCAAGUCCGGAAAACGGCUGGAACGCAGAGAAGGCUAUUUUCAGAAGCUGACGGCCAAACCAGAUGUUCUUCUGAUUUUGGAGACGGCCCAGCGGUAUCAAAGAAUAAAAGGAUUUGGGGGGUCCGUCACUGAUGCAGCCUCCAUCAACAUCCUGGCUCUGUCGCCGAACACCCAGAAAAAUCUACUCCGUUCCUACUUCUCGGAGGAAGGGAUUGAAUACAAUCUUGUGCGCAUGCCAAUGGCGAGCUGUGAUUUCUCUAUCCGGCCGUACACGUAUGACGAUUUUCCGUACGACUACGAGCUAAAGAAUUUCAGCCUGGUUGCGGAAGACCUACUAAUGAAAAUCCCCAUUGUGCAUCGGGCCAAGGCUAUGUCGAAGAGACCCAUCUCCCUUAUGGCCAGCCCAUGGACUGCUCCAAUUUGGAUGAAAAGCAACGAGGACUGGAAAGGGAAAGGCUGGCUGAAAGGGCAAGCGGGCGAUUCCUUCCACAAAACUUGGGCUUCUUAUUUUGUCAGGUUUCUCGAUGCGUACGCUGAGCAGAAUUUAACCUUCUGGGCCAUCACCGCUCAAAACGAGCCUUCCUCUGGAUUUGUGAAAAAUUACCCUUUCCAGACUUUGGGGUUCAGCGCAGAAUCGCAGCGUGACUUCAUUGCUCUGGAUCUCGGCCCUGCCCUGGCCCAAAGUUUGCACAAGAAAGUUCGUCUAAUUACUCUCGAUGACAACCGAAUGCAUCUCCCUAAUUGGGCAAAAGUGGUGUUGGGCGGUGACAGUCAAGCCUACCGCUACAUUCACGGCAUCGGCCUCCACUGGUACAUGGAUUUCAUCAGCCCCGUGAAGGACACGGUGGAAGCCACCCACCGUAUCUUCCCCGACUACUUUCUGAUUGCCACCGAAGCCUGUGCCGGGUCUUUCUUUUGGGAACGGGAUGUUAUCCUCGGGUCCUGGGACCGAGGGGAGGACUACAGCCACAGCAUCUUGGAGAACCUGAAUCACCACGUCGUCGGUUGGAUCGACUGGAACCUGGCCCUGGAUUUACAAGGGGGACCCAACUGGGUGAAGAACUUCGUGGAUAGUCCAAUCAUUGUCGACCCCAUUGGCGACAUCUUCUACAAGCAGCCCAUGUUCUACCACUUGGGCCACUUCAGCAAGUUCAUCCUUGAAGGAUCACAGCGCGUUGGGCUGACAGUGGUUCAACCUUACUUUAGUUGCAACUUGGAACAUGUUGCGGUGCUUCGCCCCGAUGGAUCGGCAGUGGUGGUGGUCCUAAACCGGUCUUUGUUCAGCCUCACCUUCGGACUGACUGACUCGGUUGGUCUUAUUUUAACUCAAAUCCCUGCCAACUCCAUCCAGACGUAUCUCUGGCGGCGCCAGUAAAAAAAGGAGUUAGCACGCUGGGUGCCAGUUGGGAGAAAAAGUCGCGGAUCCAACAAGAUUGUUUACUAACCUUCUUGGGAGCUGAGAUGGUGGUUCAGCCCAACGGAUGACCUUCUUCUAGGAGAUGAACCUUGACCAGGGCUGAGGAAGCAGAGAUUUGAUGUUUUGGGGGAUCAGCAAGACCAUGAUUCCCAGAGUGUCUGCCAGUACAUCAGUCAUGGCUAAAAUUAACUGAAACCAAGGAGUUCCAUUUUCUGGCUGGGAAUCUCUUGACGAGACUGUUGGCCAUAAUGCGAUGUGGCCCAACCCUUUGGAAAUGCACUUGGUUAAGCCUCAAAUGCUGGCUUGCAAGCCACAAGGAUCGUUUCUCACGCCUCCAAGCCACAUUAUGACUUUCAUCUGAUGGAAUUGAACCUGGAUGAGCUGGGCUGAGUCCACCUGGUUCUGGAUUCCUAGGUACUUCAUGGUCAGCAUUUCCAAUUAAGCGACUGGGAACAUAUUGUACCCAAGUUUGUUUUUUUUCAUUCUACGUCUUCCUUUUUCCCCCCUGUGUAACUCACAACGUGACACCGAAACUUAGCUGAUUAUAUGUACUAGGAUCUACCCUUCUCCAGUUUCGGAUUACGUGUCCUGCACAUGGGAGAAUUAAGAUGCCUUGUGGAUUAUUAUUACUAUUAUUAGUGGUUUGUCACACACUCGGCCAGAUGUUCAGACUGGAUUUGGCAUUUUAAUACAGCCUCCAAGCACCUAGGAUAGACAGGUGUGGUUGUUUGAUGGUGUUAAAGCUCUCCUUACAGGAUGUCAGCUGUUCCGAGUCCAACUGCCUUUUGUCCGAUGGAGACUGUGUCAAUGCUGACGGUGUUCAAUUAUUGUUAUGGUUUGUCGCACAGUCAUCCAGAUAUUUUUUUUAAAAAUUAUAAAUUUUAUUGAAUUAAAAAAAAGGAUUAAAAACAUUGAACAUGGUAAAUCAACAUUUGACAGACAUCUCAGUCCAUAUUUACAUUAAUUACAAAUAAAUCUCUUUACAGUAACAUCAUUCUAAUCUCAAUCUUGGCUUUUCUCAUGACAAUGACCUUCAUUUUUUUCCCCACCAUCUAUAAAAUUUAUUCCAUAUUUGAUAAAAAUCUGAUUCAUCCUGAUUUUUUAAUCUUUUAGUUAUCCUGUCUAAUUCUGCGCAAUACAUGAUUUUUUGAAUUAAUGUUUCCUCACUCGGUAGAUCCAUAGCUUUCCAUUUUUGCGCAAAUAAUAUCCUUGCCUCUGUAAACACGUGAAUGAAUAAAUAUGUGUCAUCUUUACUUACAUUUUUUUCAAGUAUUCCUAACAGUAAAGUCUCAGAUUUGUACUGAAUGUUUUGCAUAGUCAUUUCUAUUGCCCAUUCCCAGACCAUAUGCCAAUACGCCUGUGCUUUUCUACAUGUCCACCAAACAUUAAAAAAAGUGCCCCUUUUUUUUUUACAUUUCCAACACAUAGAUGAAUAUCCUUUAUACAUUUUGGCUAAUCUGGCUGUCAUCCAGAUGUUUUGACUGGAUUUGAACUUUCUUUGUUCACCCGCUGAGCCUUUCCCAAGGACCUGGGAUAGGCAGAUGUUUAAUAAUAUUAAAGGUAACCUUGCAAGAUUUAAGCUGUGCUAAGUCCAGCUGCCUUUUGCAAUUGACGGAUGGGGAUUUUGUCAACGCCAAAGGUGUUCAAAGGAUGCUCCAGAAGUUUUGGGAUUGCACCCCAGCUGCCUGUCACUAUGGAAACUACCUUUGUUCUCUUCUAUUGCUGUUACAAUAUUUUGCACACGGACUCUUUUCAGUCCAUCUUCUCAAGACUGCCUAUGCUCAGCUGCCUCGAUCAAACCAACAUUGUUUCCUCUCUGGAACCCUCAUUGAAAAAUUGGCUUCCUUGCAUGCAGCUUUCAAACCCGUUUGAAGACGGACAACUUGCAGUCGGAGUUUAGUGAACCUCGGAUUGGAUCUGUGAUUUCUUACAGAUUUAGGAAUAAUACUCUUUUGGUGCGAGUAAAAAAAAAUACAAAACACAUUUAACAACC